UCUUACCGCUUUAUAUUAGCAAAACCUCAAACACAACUAGGGAGAGAUCAGUAAUGAGUGUAGUAGAUGAUAUGGAGAACCAAAUGCCGGCGAAGCAUCAUCAAGGGAUCGGAAGCAGAGGCGGUGAGCAAGACGGAUUAGGACCAUCGCCUAGGCCGGUGGUACCACCGUUGGUGUACGCUGAAUUUGGCGACGACGACGAGUUGUCGCCGCAGUGGACGUCGUGGCUGAUUCCGAUGUUCGUUGUGGCUAACGUGAUAGUCUUCUUCGCUACUAUGUCCGUCAACAACUGCCCUCAGCAUUCUAAGCACUGUGUCGCCAGGUUCCUCGGGAGAUUCUCCUUCGAGCAUCUCCGGGACAAUCCUCUCUUCGGCCCAUCUUCUCUAACAUUGGAGAAGUUAGGAUCACUUGACUGGUACAGAGUUGUGGAAAAGCAUCAAGCUUGGCGUCUCCUUACAUGUAUAUGGUUACAUGCCGGUGUUAUUCAUCUUGCUAUUAAUAUGCUAAGCAUUGUAUUCAUGGGUACUCGCCUUGAGCAGCAGUUUGGUUUCGUUAGGAUUGGGGUCAUAUACAUAAUGUCAGGAAUGGGAGGAAGCAUACUGUCUUCGUUGUUUAUCAGAAACGAUAUCUCUGUUGGAGCUUCUGGUGCCCUUUUUGGCCUUCUUGGCUCUAUGCUUUCUGAACUUCUCACCAACUGGACCAUAUACUCUAACAAGAUCAAGUGGUUAGAAAGACAGCAUAUGCCACAAGGCAGACGUCUCACAUCCAAGUACAAGCCUUACCAGUACAUACUGUGGCUCCUGUCUCUAGCUCUAUUGAUCGCCGGGUUCGUGGUGGCACUGGUGCUGCUAUUCAAAGGAGAAGAUGGGAAUGAUCACUGCCACUGGUGUCGUUACCUGAGCUGUAUACCCACUUCACGAUGGAGUUGUGAUAGCGUUUGAUGCUAUUCAGGAGGUUGUGUGUGUUUGUGUGACUAUUCUUUCUUUUACCGGGAAAAAUAAAUUGUUUAUAUCAGUCAACUCAUAACUCUUAAGUUGUGACUUGACAUCACUGCAAAUUAUUGAAGUAUUUUUUUUAAUCAGACAAAUGUGGACCCCUGUUGGUACGAGAUCUGUACCGUAGCAUCUAGUCAAAAGAAAAUACACAACAGUGAUUGAUCACUGUCUACACUUGUAUCUCAAAAUCUACUUUACACACAUUCCACUCAGUUUU
Messenger RNA from Brassica napus (rape), 1212 nucleotides. Its product is annotated as RHOMBOID-like protein 3. Gene Ontology annotation, molecular function: serine-type endopeptidase activity. Lineage: Eukaryota; Viridiplantae; Streptophyta; Magnoliopsida; Brassicales; Brassicaceae. Gene Ontology annotation, cellular component: membrane. Gene Ontology annotation, biological process: proteolysis. The record is from RefSeq and is a predicted model, not a curated record.